AUGGCAACAGAAUGUAUAAAAAACUGCUGUAAAUGGUGUUUCUGCAUGGAAAAAGCAAAAAAUGAAUCAGUUUCCAUCGAAGCAGUAGCUGCGAGCAAGCCAACUAUUGUGGAGAAGCCUCCAUUGUCCUCUGUGUCAGUGAAGCGUCAAGUUGGCUGUUCAGAGGAUUAUCUGCUUUCUAAACUGCCCCUGGACGGUCAAGAGGUACCAUUUGUGGUCCCUCCGUUCAAACUGGCCUAUGUACAGCCGAAGAACCUUCCUAGUAUCUCACAUGCUGGAGUGAUUCAAGAAUCUGCCAGAGCAUCAUUUGGUGACCGGAAAGCAGAACUGCACGGCAUGUCCCAAUGGCCCCGCUACGAUGUCUACAACCCCUUCUAUUUGGAGCAUCGGGUCUCGCCAGAUCUGAUUAGGCGCUUCCAAGCAAAAUCAGAUAAUAGGAAAUUAUAUGGAUCAGUUAGUGAUUUAAGAUCUAGUGCUUUGCCUGGGUCAUUUGAUGUGAGUCGUUCAAUGUUUGAUCUCAGAAGCCCGCCUCAUCGAUUCAUGAAGAGAUAUGAUUCAGUCUCUAGUGUACCUAGCAGCACAUCUUCCAGGAAGGAUUCGCAAGGCAGCAACAGGAGUCUGGAUACUGUUACAUUAUCAGGUGAUGAACGAGACUUUGGAAGACUGAAUGUGAAGUUGUGUUAUGUUUCUUCCGUAGAACAGAUUUGGAUCACAGUUUUACAUUGCAAAGACCUGAGCUGGCCUGCUAGCUGUGGGGAAAAUCCUUGUAUCUAUGUCAAGGGAAUUCUUACCCUGCCCAAACCAGUGCAGUUCAAAUCUUCUGCCAAGGAAGGGUGCAAUGACAUUGAAUUUAUGGAGACUUUUGUAUUUGCUAUUAAACUGCAAAGCCUGCAGGCUGUCAGAUUGGUAUUUAAAAUCCAGACACAGACUCCCAGGAAAAAAACAAUUGGAGAGUGCUUCUUGGCACUGCGGGAGCUCAGCACAGAGGAGUCAAGUCACUGGCUGGAUAUAUCUCCUCCUUCCAAAGCACCUGUGUGCCGGGCAGAACUUCAAAUAGGAACUUGUUUUCAAGCAAUAAACAGGAGGAUUCAGUUACAGAUUCUUGAAGCUCAAAACCUUCCAGUUUCAUCUACACUGCUGUCUUCAAAUUUCUUUGUGAAAGUUGGAAUGUUCAGUACAGAAGGGCUGAUCUAUAAGAAGAAGACUCGUCUUCUCAAGUCCACUAAUGGCCAAGUGAAAUGGGGAGAAAUGAUGAUUUUUCCAGUUAGCCAAGCCGAACAAGGAAUUAGCUUUCUCAUCAAACUGUACAGCAGAAGCUCAGUGAGAAGAAAACACUUCCUAGGACAGAUCUGGAUAAGUUCUGAUAGCAGUAAUAGUGAAGCAGUAGAGCAGUGGAAAGAUACUAUUGCCAACCCUGAAAAAGUUGUUGUUAAAUGGUACAGCAUUGGUCCCUCUUGAAGACUGGCGAUGAAACUCAGGACUGAAUUUUCUACAAAGAUA
Molecule: messenger RNA, 1500 nt
Organism: Mesitornis unicolor (brown roatelo)
Lineage: Eukaryota; Metazoa; Chordata; Aves; Mesitornithiformes; Mesitornithidae
Gene: TC2N
Product: tandem C2 domains, nuclear
Exons: 11
Coding region: 1-1458 (485 amino acids)
Cellular component (GO): nucleus
Source: RefSeq, a predicted model, not a curated record